AUGGAUAUUAAUAAAGUACGAUUACAAAAAUUAAAUAAUCUAUUUCUAUUGACAUACUAUAAUCAUCCUAUAAAAAAGAAUAAUCUAUGUAUCUCAAAACAAAACCCCACUUUAAAUGCUUAUGAUGAUGAUUACAUAGAAACAAAAGAAAUAGAUAUUUACAUUGAUAUACCCACUAUAGAUUAUUAUAACGAUGAGAUUACACACAAUAAAAUUAUGAAAUUUAACAAAAAAUUUAAAGUACACACUUUAAAAGACUUAAUUUUUAACAAGUUUGAAAUAGGUGACCAAGAGGCUAACAGUGACAAUAGCUCAAUAGCAAAAAUAUACAAACUUUCUAUUCGGUCUAGUGGUUCAUUGAGGUACGUGGGAACAAUAAAAUAUAUUGUAGAGGAAUGUUACAAUAGAUUACUACAAAAAAUAAAGACAAAGAACGAUUUAAAGCAAAAAAUCGAAUUACAUGUAAGCAUACAAGUCACUCCAACUAGCUUAAGAUGGUUUAGCACAUUUCUUAAGGCAGAGUUACUACAUGGGAGUAAGACUAAUGAUAAAAAUCAAUAUUUGAAUUGUUUUAUUGAUUUUCCAUUGGUUGAAAAUUCUAUUAUGAUGGAUAAGGUAGCAAAACCUACCCCUUUUAAAGACUAUUAUUUAAAAUUGAGCAGUUUAUUUCAGCACCACGAGCAUGAUUCUAAUAUGGACAUGUCUUUAAUCUCUAAAAGAUGGGACAUUUGCGUGAUUGUCAUUACAAAUAGUGCCGGUAUCAAAGCCUUAUUAACUAUGCUAUCUGAUGGACCCUUAGAUAGUUUUUUAACUGAAGAUUCACUGGUUAAUAUCACAGGAAAUAAAAACAAUCAAUCCACCAAGGAUAACUGCUCACGUUACCAUCAAAAAACAAGGGGAAGACUAAUAAAUGAGAGAAAAAGGGAGAUGGAUUCGGUUUCACCCUUAGGACGUAGGGGUUCUUCGGAACAAGAAGAGAAUAAGGAUGAAUAUUAUGAACCGGAGGAGGAAAAGGAACAAGAACAAAACACAACAGGCUCCCAAAGCAGAGUAGUACGGCAAGAUAAGGAGGGAAGAGAGCAAAAUACACUGUUCUCUGAAGAUAUACCAAAAUUAAGGAGAGAUUCGUCAUCUUUAUUGUCUUUUCAAGAUAUUUCGUCAAACAAGGACAAAUCUAUCCGUGUUAUACCCUCUAAUACAUCAAUCAAAUCAUUGAAUUAUGCUAGUAUUCAAGACGGUAUAAGAAGAAGGGGCUAUGAAGGAGGAUCUGUUGGCAGUGUUACUAACAAUCUAAACAAAGAAGAACCGUCUGAUGCUGUUAAUAGUCUAUCGGAUCAAGAUACUUAUGAAGAUGAUUAUGAGGAAGAGGAGGAUAAUGAAGAUGAGGAUAAUGAUCUUGGUAUAAUAUUGCAUAUUCCUACAUAUUCUCAAAGAGUACAGAACAGGGAGCUGCCCACAGGCGUUGCUGACAAAUUGCAAAAAUACUCGUUUUCCAAUAAACCAGAGAUAAAAGUGGAGGAUAAAAUUAAAUCUGAUAUACCAGCCCCUGAACAGAAACAAUCAGCAAAUAAUGACGACAAGUAUUAUUCUGAGGAGAACAUGGAAGAUGCAAUGUGUUCAACUAAAGAAAAUUCCCACCAAAUAACAGGAAGUUAUUAUUCGAAUAUUUAUAGGCAUGAUGGUGAAUUUGAUAGAUACAAUAGAAAUAAUAACAAUAAUAACUAUUAUUACCAUAGAAAUAAUUCAAGUAAUGGGAGUAAUAAUAGUAUGAACAGUUUAUUGUUAAGUACGGCCAUUAGAAAGAUUAAUGCUCGUUCAAGAAGAAACACAUUAUUAAAGAAAAGCGAUAAUAUUGUCGCUACUCCUGUUCCACUCAACGGUAACCCCAAUAAUAACAACGCUGAGCCAGGAAUUAUUGCUAAUUCUAUGGUAAAUAGUCCUAAAUUUAAUUAUAGUAAUAAUAGUGGCGGAACGAAUAGAAAUUCUGCGUUGAAUAAUAUUCAUAAUAAUAGUACUAUGAUUGAUGAUUCCUUGAUUCCCCCAGAAUUUUAUUCUAGAAUUUCAUCGCCUGCUUCAAGCAGAGAUAAUUCAGAUAUAUCUUUAGCUUCUGCUUUAUUUAACAAUAACAAUAAUAAUACAAAUGGUAAUACCGUAAAUAAUGGCAAUAAUAAUAAUAAUAAUAAUAAUAAUAAUAAUAUGAGAUUUGAUUCGUUUUCUGAGUUAGUAGGUGGGUUAGGAACGAAUAAUACCAAUACUAUAAGUAAUUAUGUUCCACCGGAGAUUUUUACAAAGUAUCUAACCACAGGUGAUCCACAGCAUAUUUUAUCUUCUACAGCCAGUAAUACAAAUAAAAAUAUAAACAACAACACAACCGUAUUUAAUGCUAAGUUGAUCAAUAAAUCAUUUGCAGAGUUUAAUAAAGAUUCAAAAAAUGUUUCAACUAGUUUAAAUUUAGAUAAUGGUAUUGAGGAGUCUCAAUUUUUUAGGUUAGGAUUCAAGAAAAGGAAUGAACUGGAUGAUACCACUGCUAGCACUAGUACUAUUGCUGAUGAUAAGGAGGAUCUUAAAAGUGAUUACACCACCAGUAGUACGACAUCUACGUUACACAAACCAAAUUUAACGGGAUUAGAUAUAUAUGGGGGAAGUGAUAAUAACGAUAAUAGCACGUCCAAUGCCAGCGCCAAUGUUACUACUUGGGAUUAUGCCGGUAAUGAAUAUUCGGAAGAUGAAGAUCAUAUUAAAAACGGUAACGGUUUAGACUAUAGUCACAAUGAUAUGAAUUAUUCUGAUAGUACUAUUUAUAAUAACAAAAGCUUAUCUGGUGAAGAUAUAAAGGAUCAGGCUCAAGACAAAGAUAAUAUCGGGGCUUAUAAAAAACCUGCAUUUACUUUGGAUUUAUAUGGAGAUGAUGAUAAAGAUAAUGCAGAUGUAUGGUUCCUUGGGGGUAAUAAAAAAUAA
Messenger RNA from Saccharomycodes ludwigii, 2958 nucleotides. RefSeq names its product Snd1p (gene SND1). The record is from RefSeq and is a predicted model, not a curated record. Bases 1 to 2958 code for a protein of 985 amino acids. Lineage: Eukaryota; Fungi; Ascomycota; Saccharomycetes; Saccharomycodales; Saccharomycodaceae. The transcript has a single exon.